CUUACUUACUUAGCUCAAGAAAUGGCCAAGGGAGUGGUGAUGCUUCUUGUGCUCCUCACGGUGCUGUCAGCGGUGAGCGAAGCCCAGCAGCAGCACCGGCCCGGCCACCGGACCUUGUCCCACGGGCAUCGCCGGUCCGCCGAGCCAGCCGCGCCGACGCACCUCCACUUCUACUUCCACGACACCGUGAGCGGCUCGUCUCCGUCGGCGGUGCGGGUGGUGGGUCCGGCCGACCCGUCGUCGCGAACCUUCUUUGGGAUGGUGAACGUGAUGGAUGACCCGCUGACCGAGGUCCCGGAGCCCGACUCGGCUGUCGUUGGCCGCGCCCAAGGCCUGUACAUGGGGGAGGACCAGGCGGAGCUGGGCUUCCUGCAGACCAUGAACCUCGUGCUCACCUCCGGCCCCUACAACAGCAGCAUGUUGGAGAACUGGAGACACCCCGAUCCAUACCUGGGGAUUGGACCUCAUCGCGCGUGUCCUGAAGACCUGAUGGUGACACGGUGGAGCUGCCGAGCGAAAGCUCCGCAUUUUGUUGCCGACGACGGCGACGCCCGCAGGCGCCGCUCUCUUCCUGAAGACGUCGUUGUGGUGCUCCUCUUCGUGUCAGGGUUCCCGGUGAAAACCCUUGUCCAUGGUGGACUUGGCAGCUGCGUCGCUUCGCGUCGUUUUCCCUCCUGA
Messenger RNA from Triticum dicoccoides, 678 nucleotides. Its product is annotated as dirigent protein 21-like. NCBI's taxonomy places the organism in Eukaryota, Viridiplantae, Streptophyta, Magnoliopsida, Poales, Poaceae. The transcript has 2 exons. The record is from RefSeq and is a predicted model, not a curated record. The coding region runs from base 22 to 678 and encodes 218 amino acids.